Molecule: messenger RNA, 1701 nt
Organism: Peromyscus maniculatus bairdii (prairie deer mouse)
Lineage: Eukaryota; Metazoa; Chordata; Mammalia; Rodentia; Cricetidae
Gene: Cnn2
Product: calponin 2
Biological process (GO): actomyosin structure organization; actin filament organization
Cellular component (GO): actin cytoskeleton; focal adhesion
Molecular function (GO): actin filament binding
Source: RefSeq, a predicted model, not a curated record
GUCCCGGGCCGCCCGCCCGCCCCGCGCCGGUCCCCGGUCCCCGCCAUGAGCUCCACGCAGUUCAACAAGGGCCCGUCCUACGGGCUCUCGGCCGAGGUCAGGAACCGGCUCCUGUCCAAAUAUGACCCCCAGAAGGAAGCGGAACUCCGCAGCUGGAUUGAGGGACUCACGGGCCUCUCCAUCGGCCCUGACUUCCAGAAGGGUCUGAAGGAUGGGGUCAUCCUAUGCACACUCAUGAACAAGCUGCAGCCAGGCUCUGUCCCCAAGAUUAACCGCUCUAUGCAGAACUGGCACCAGCUGGAAAACCUCUCCAACUUCAUCAAGGCCAUGGUCAGCUACGGCAUGAACCCCGUGGACCUGUUCGAGGCCAAUGACCUGUUCGAGAGCGGGAAUAUGACGCAGGUCCAAGUGUCUCUGCUUGCGCUGGCGGGAAAGGCCAAGACCAAGGGGCUGCAGAGUGGUGUGGACAUCGGGGUCAAAUACUCAGAGAAACAGGAGCGGAAUUUUGAUGACGCCACCAUGAAGGCCGGCCAGUGCGUCAUUGGCCUGCAGAUGGGCACCAACAAGUGUGCCAGCCAGUCCGGCAUGACUGCCUAUGGCACCAGACGGCAUCUCUACGACCCUAAGAACCACAUCCUGCCUCCCAUGGACCACUGCACCAUCAGCCUCCAGAUGGGCACCAACAAGUGUGCCAGCCAGGUGGGCAUGACGGCUCCGGGGACCCGCAGGCACAUCUACGACACCAAGCUGGGCACCGACAAGUGCGACAACUCUUCCAUGUCCCUGCAGAUGGGCUACACGCAGGGCGCCAACCAGAGCGGCCAGGUCUUCGGGCUGGGGCGGCAGAUCUACGACCCCAAGUAUUGCCCACAGGGCCCAGCAGCCGACGGGGCUCCCGUGGAGGGUGAUGGCCCUGGCGAGGGCCCUGAGUACCUGGCCUACUGCCAGGAGGAGGCGGGGUACUGAGCACCCGAGGGUGCUGGCUCCCCGCAUCAGCAUCCCUGUGUGGGUUUCUUUCCUUUUCUUCUUCUGUGUUGUUUUGUUUUUUUGAAACUGGGCCUCACUUUGUGGCCCUCUCUGGUCUGGAACUCACAGCAAUCCUCCUGCCUCAGCUCCUGGGGGCUGGGAGGACAGGCCUGCGCUAUGCUCCCUCCCCACCCAUCAUGCCUUGCUUCCUUUCCAGGCUUGACCCACCCGGCAGGGAAAUUGGGGUCCUUGAUGGGGUAGCCAGGCUGUGGAUUUCCCAGCAGGCUGCGGGAGAGGCUGGCCCCAAGGAGUUUCCGGUUUCUUCAUCUCUUCAGUUUGUGGUUUGCGGACCAUCGAAAUUGCAGGCAGUUUCAGUGAAAGACAACAGGGGUUGUGUGUUUUGUUUGCCGCCCCCCUAAGGUGUGGGGUGCACCUGGGCCUUAACCACUGCGGGGUUCUGAGGGACUGCGUUUGUCCUCCCAAGGCCCUCAGACCUCACUCUCCCUUGCCCAGUGGGGAAACUGAGGCCCGGGACUGAGUGAGGCGAGGCCGCACCUGCUGCCCUCCGGGUUCCUCUGGGUUUCCGCCUCCCACCUCCUCCUGCUCUGGGCUGAUUAGCCGUGCCCGGCCCGCCCGGCCUCCGAAAGUGCCGCCCUGACCCGCGGGGGCCUCUGCGCCGCCAGAUAAUGUGAAAUAUGUGUGUGGACCAAAACCAAUAAAAACCUCCGUUUCUAA